AUGUGGGCAAAGCCAGGGCCAAAGCCUUUUCAAUGGCUUGUCUUGGGUUCCCAUUUCAAAUGGCCCCGCUGGCCGCGGCCAGCGUCCAUUUGGCUGAGGCGAACACCGAGCCGAGAUGGAGAGCCUUCAAAUGCAUACGUUUGGAACGCCCUGAUCGACCGCGAGAAAGCACGCAUUGAUAGGAACUUCAGCGAGGCAGACCGAGUGCGGGACUCUCUGCGAGAGCGAGGCAUCGAGAUCUAUGAUCGUGAGAGGCGCUGGGAGAUCUGGAGUUUGCAGACCUUGCUCAUCUCCGGCAACAAGUCACUGAUUGCCUGGCGGGCUGUUCGCGUGGUGAGGCUGCCUGGACAGGGCGAUGGCCCCAAGGCGACCUGCACGAUCAAUGAGCCGGUGAAGGCGAAGGGGCGACGAUCCAAGUUCCCUCUCAUCCACGGCCACGGAUCACAGAUGUGCUUCGGUGACUGCAAGUGGGGAGAUGUGAUUCCUGGUGGCCUGCAGGACGGAGAGCAAUGGAGUACCGACUUAUCCAAGGAGGACGCAGAGGCCGUAGUCCCGAAGCUCCCCGAGGGCAACACCUCUGCAGAGUCGCUCUUCAGCAUGGAGGCGCUUGGGGUGCUUCCGCCCCUGGAUCGAGGUUGGAAGCCAAAGUCGGAGGCGAUCCAGAAGGGCAAAUCCAUGUGGCUUACUCACAACACCGCAGCGGAUUGGAUCUACAACAUGACCGAAGACAAGUACUUCCACCUUCCUUCCAAGAGCUUCUGGGAGAAGCGACCUCUCGAGUCCCAAGAUCCAAAGGCGCCGCCCUACACCUACGUGCGCAUGGACGCCUUCCACUUGCAGGCCCUCCGGCACUUCGCCGCGUCUUUGGAAACCGCUGCCCUGCCCUUGGCCUGGAAAUCCUGGACGCUCUUCGUGAGGAAGAAGAAGGUGGCGGUCCAGAUCGCCGCUGAGGCGCCCACGGUGGAGGAAGUGCCCACCUCCGCAGGAGCAGGGCCUCAUGUGGACGAGAAUCUGCAACUUCCCUCGGAGCAUGAAGAGUCCAGGUCUGAAGCAACAGAGGUCGAAGAUGCGAAGGAACCGGAAGGUGAGGAGCCGACACAAGAGACGCCCGCGCCGGUGCCGGCGCCACUUCCAGAGGUCCGGCAGAGCGCGGUGACAACCCCUAGCCGCAAGCCGAAACGAGGCUUUUGCGGCUGCCUGCGCGCCAGUCCGGUGGAGUCGGAUGAAGAAUCAGAGGAGGCGACUUUGCUGCCUGCCAGCGAACCCGAGAUGCCAAAGCCGAUCUCGGAGAUGAGCACCAUCACCGUGGUCACGCCGCAGGAGCGCGCCUCUGACACCUCCAGCCACGCUGGUCCGUGGCCCCAUCCGUGUAAGCCCUCAGAAGGAGACACCCACGACACCAGCGGCGGUUCCAAAACCGGAGGAGUUGAUCUCCGGUUUCGCCUUCAACCCCUUUGCUUUGUGCUUUUGAACACCAGCGUGGCCCAGGGCGGCGUCCAGAUUGGCAAUGCUUGCUGGGAGCUCUUCUGCUUGGAGCAUGGCAUCCAACCUGAUGGUCAGAUGCCUUCGGACAAGACGAUCGGAGGGGGGGAUGACGCAGCAUUUAACACUUUCUUCAGCGAGACUGGAGCGGGCAAGCACGUGCCCCGUUGUGUGAUGGUCGACCUCGAGCCGACGGUCGUUGACGAAGUGCGCACGGGCACCUAUCGUCAGCUUUUCCACCCGGAGCAGCUCAUUUCAGGCAAAGAAGAUGCCGCGAACAACUUUGCACGCGGGCACUACACCAUCGGCAAGGAGAUUGUGGACUUGGUUUUGGAUCGAAUCCGCAAGUUGGCCGACAAUUGCACCGGAUUGCAGGGCUUCUGCGUGUACAACGCCGUCGGCGGCGGCACAGGAUCCGGCCUGGGCUGCUUGAUGUUGGAGCGCUUGUCCGUGGACUACGGCAAAAAGAGCAAAAUCUCCUUCACAGUUUGGUCGUGUCCGCAGGUGGCAACUGCAGUGGUAGAACCCUACAACACAGUGUUGUGCGUUCAUUCUUUGCUCGAGCACACGGACGUGACAAUCAUGUACGACAAUGAGGCGUUGUACGACAUUUGUCGCAGGAACCUGGACAUUGAGCGCCCGACCUACACGAAUCUCAACAGGCUGAUCGCUCAGAUCAUCAGCUCCUUGACGGCGAGCCUGAGGUUUGAUGGGGCUUUGAAUGUGGACAUCACGGAAUUCCAAACAAAUCUUGUCCCUUACCCGCGAAUCCACUUCAUGCUCACCUCCUUCGCACCCGUGAUCUCCGCAGAGAAGGCAUACCAUGAGCAGCUCUCUGUGGCUGAGAUCACCAUGUCCGUGUUUGAGCCUGCCUCGAUGAUGGUCAAGUGCGAUCCUCGCCACGGCAAGUACAUGGCUUGCUGCAUGAUGUACCGUGGAGAUGUUGUACCAAAGGACGUGAACGCGGCGGUUGCCACCAUCAAGACCAAGCGCACCAUCCAGUUUGUGGACUGGUGCCCCACUGGCUUCAAGUGUGGCAUCAACUACCAACCGCCCACGGUGGUGCCUGGUGGUGAUUUGGCCAAGGUCAUGCGUGCGUGCUGCAUGAUUUCCAACAGCACGGCCAUCGCCGAAGUCUUCUCCCGCAUCGACCACAAGUUCGAUCUGAUGUACAGCAAGCGUGCUUUCGUCCACCACUACGUGGGGGAGGGCAUGGAAGAGGGCGAGUUCUCCGAGGCACGCGAAGAUUUGGCGGCCCUGGAGAAGGACUACGAGGAGGUUGGCAUCGAGACGGCCGAAGGGGAAGGCGAAGAGGAAGGCGCGCGCGCAAAGUUCGCCCUUGGCUUUGGCGAUUUGGUUUACGUGCCCAAGAACAUCUAUUCCGUGGAUGACUUGCACACUCACAGACUCGAGAAUUUUCUGGCCGAGAUCGGCCGCAAUCCACAACGACUCGUGAUUCACGUGGAUAGGAGGCGGGACGGCAAGACCGCCAUCGCCUUUAUGUGA
Messenger RNA from Effrenium voratum, 2988 nucleotides. NCBI's taxonomy places the organism in Eukaryota, Dinophyceae, Suessiales, Symbiodiniaceae. The record is from the annotation of a GenBank genome assembly.